GCUAGAAAUUAUCAAGGACUUCCUUUCAACAAGUCAACACUAGCAGUCCAACAAGUGAUCAAGUACACCUAAUUUUUACAUUAAAACACUCUGAGCCUUGUGUUUUGUUAAGUAACUAGCUAUGUCCAAAGUUCACAUUCUGGUAUUCCCAUACCCAGCACAGGGCCACAUUCUAGCACUUCUGGACUUAACUCACCACUUAGCCCUUGGAGGCCUAACCAUUACCAUCAUCAUCACCCCAAAAAACCUCCCAAUCCUCAACCCUCUAUUAUCAACCCACCCAAACACCAUUCAAACCCUCAUCCUCCCUUUCCCUUCACACCCAAACAUUCCUGCAGGUGCAGAGAAUCUUCGUGAGGUCGGCAACACUGGAAACUACCCCUUCAUCAAUGCACUCUCUAAACUCCAACAACCCAUUAUCCAGUGGUUCACCACCCACCCUAACCCCCCUGUGGCCCUCAUCUCCGAUUUCUUCCUCGGAUGGACUCACCAACUCGCUACCCAACUCAGCAUCCCCAGAAUCGCAUUUCACGGCGUCGGCGCGCUCCUCACCGCCGUGCUCAACCGCUGUUUUCGAAACCCAACCACAUUCCAGUCCAAGGAGGUGGCUGAUUUCCCCGGAAUCCCUGGAACGCCGUCGUUCCGGCGGGAUCACCUUCCCACGGUGUUCCUCCGGUACAGGGAGUCGGAGCCGGAAUCGGAGCUCGUGAGAGAGAGCUUGGUUGCCAACGCUGCAAGCUGGGGCUCCAUCUUCAACACGUUCCGCGCGUUGGAGGGUCCAGUUUUGGAUCACGUGAGAGCCGAAUCGGGUUGCCAGAGGGUUUUCGCGGUUGGCCCGUUGGGUUCUGAUCGGGUCGACGCGAACCCGGAUGGAGGAUCCGGCGUGUUACGGUGGCUGGAUCAGUGGGUGGAGGAUGAGGGGUCGGUGCUGUAUGUCUGCUUUGGGAGUCAGAAGCUGAUGAGGAAGGAGCAGAUGGAGGCGUUGGCGUUCGGGUUGGAGAGAUCCGGGUGUCGUUUCAUUUGGGUGGUGAAGGAGGCGUUCACGGCGGAGGAAGGGUAUGGAAAAGUUCCGGAGGGGUUUGAAAAUCGGGUUGCGGGUCGGGGAAUUGUGGUUAAAGGUUGGGUUCCACAAGUGGCGAUAUUGGGUCACCGGGUCGUGGGCGGGUUUUUGAGCCAUUGCGGGUGGAACUCGGUGAUGGAGGCAAUGGUGGCCGGGACGGUGAUCGUGGGGUGGCCUAUGGAGGCUGAUCAGUUCGUGAACGCGAGGUUGUUGGUGGAGGAGUUGGGAGUGGCGGUGAGGGCGUGUGAGGGAGCGGAUUCGGUGCCUGACCCUGAUGAGUUGGGUCGGGUGAUAUCGCGUGUUAUGGGUGUGGAUAGCCCUCAAAAGGAAAGGGCAGAGUUGAUGAGAGGGGAAGCAGUUAAGGCUAUGAGUGAGGGUGGAAGCUCCUCCAAGGAGUUGGAUCAGCUUGUGGAAGCAUUGCUGCAGCUUGGUGUUAAAGAAGAAUGACAAUGAUGAUGAUGAUUUGAAUAAUGUUAUGAAUCCAUUACAAAAGAAACUUGAAUGAAAAUAGUUCAUGUGUUUGUUGUGGUUCUAUCUUAAGAAGAUUAAUAACAUGUAUGGAAUAAAUUGCAGAAGAAAAUGGCUAAUUUUGAUGCA
Molecule: messenger RNA, 1657 nt
Organism: Lotus japonicus
Lineage: Eukaryota; Viridiplantae; Streptophyta; Magnoliopsida; Fabales; Fabaceae
Product: UDP-glycosyltransferase 89A2-like
Exons: 1
Coding region: 122-1507 (461 amino acids)
Molecular function (GO): UDP-glycosyltransferase activity
Source: RefSeq, a predicted model, not a curated record